AUGACGUUCUUUAAAGUCGGACAAAGAAAAUCAUCACCAAUAGCCAUUAAAAAAGUUGACUCAUUAAUGGCACUAUGCUUGAUUUUUUUUUUUUUUUUAGAUAAGAAAGAAGUGGAAGCACAAAAAUCACAAGGUUCACAAGCUGUAGAUCUAACUGGAACAGUUGCCAAACAUUAUAAUGAGUUACAGGAAGCUGGCCUAGAAACUAGGAAAGAUAGUCGAAUUUUUUUCUUAAGAAAUUUUAACAACUGGAUCAAAAGUGUUGUAAUUGGUGAAACAAUAAACAGAUUAAGAGAUGAAAACAGGUCAGAUCUCAAAGUGUCUGUUUUAGACCUUUGUGCUGGUAAAGGUGGGGACCUUCUCAAAUGGAGAAAAGGGAGAAUUUCAAAAUUGAUAUGUGCAGAUAUAGCUGAGACGUCAGUAGAACAAAGUGAGGUUAGAUACAAUGAUAUGGUCGACAAGAAUUCCAGAGACAGAUACCCACAACCAAUAUUUAAAGCUGAAUUCAUUGCUGCAGACUGCACUAAAAAAAGAUUAAAAGAUUUAUACAAAGACCCUAACACAGAGUUUGACUUGUGUAGCUGCCAGUUUUCUUUCCAUUAUUGUUUUGAGAGUAUACAGCAAGCAGAGAUGAUGUUACGCAAUGCUUGUGAAUGUCUCAGACUUGGGGGAUAUUUUAUAGGAACAACACCAAACUCAUAUGAAAUUUUACACAGACUAAGACAGACAACAGAUAACUCGUUCGGUAAUGACGUCUACAGAAUAACAUAUCAGUCAGAUGACACAGAAAACAUUCCGCUAUUUGGUGCAAAAUAUAACUUUCACCUCGAAGGUGUUGUUGAUUGUCCAGAAUUCUUGGUUAAUUUUCAAGCAUUAGAAAAAUUGGCAGAAGAGUUUGGUAUGAAGUUGGUCCUGAGAAAACCAUUUGCAGAAUAUUUCAAAGAAAAAUCAGAACAUGGUGACCACAGUUCGCUGUUACGGAAAAUGAAAGCUCUUGAAACAUACCCUGCAGACAGAGAAUCAAAUUUAGUCAGUGAAAAGCCAGAAGAUUAUAAAACUGUUGAAGCAGUGGUAAAACAUCUUCAGGAGUCAGAUGACCAAGCGGCAGACGACAGACACAGACGACCAGUUAAAGUGGGGACCUUGUCUCAAGCAGAAUGGGAAGCCACAACUAUCUAUUGUGUAUUUGUGUUCCAAAAAGUAGUGGACAAAAGGACUGGUCAAACAUUUACACCAAAGAACCAAGAGACUCAUAAGAGACCAGCUGAUGACCAAAAUAGGACUGAUCAAUCUGAAAGCAAAACUCAAAAAGUGACAUAACAAUUUUAUCAUGUUGUUCUUUUUUGUAAUAAAAUGUUCAAAUGUC
Molecule: messenger RNA, 1366 nt
Organism: Mytilus trossulus (common blue mussel)
Lineage: Eukaryota; Metazoa; Mollusca; Bivalvia; Mytilida; Mytilidae
Product: mRNA cap guanine-N7 methyltransferase-like
Exons: 11
Coding region: 1-1320 (439 amino acids)
Biological process (GO): 7-methylguanosine mRNA capping
Cellular component (GO): nucleus
Molecular function (GO): mRNA 5'-cap (guanine-N7-)-methyltransferase activity
Source: RefSeq, a predicted model, not a curated record